AUGGGGAAUAUCUGCACCCGAAAGCGGCCUACCAACGUCGACACUGAAAACGUCGUAGACAUUGGUGCAGAUAUCCCAGCGGUCCACAUGACCUUUAGCCAGAGAUGUAUUGUGAUGAUAGGUCCCUCUGCCAUAUCGUUCCAUUCACCGAUAUGGCGACUCACCCUCUGUACCCCCGUCAUGCUGGUCAUCUACAUGGUUGUGGUGCCCAUGUUCUGGAAAGAAGAUGCGGCCAGCUUCCGUAUCAACAACGCCAGCGGCCCUAACAAUGGUGGGUGA
Messenger RNA from Aspergillus nomiae NRRL 13137, 279 nucleotides. RefSeq lists its product as uncharacterized. The coding region runs from base 1 to 279 and encodes 92 amino acids. The record is from RefSeq and is a predicted model, not a curated record. The transcript is spliced from 2 exons. NCBI's taxonomy places the organism in Eukaryota, Fungi, Ascomycota, Eurotiomycetes, Eurotiales, Aspergillaceae.